This is a messenger RNA of Leptopilina heterotoma, 4901 nucleotides long. Its product is annotated as LARGE xylosyl- and glucuronyltransferase 2-like. Gene Ontology annotation, biological process: protein O-linked glycosylation via mannose. The transcript has 13 exons. Gene Ontology annotation, molecular function: xylosyltransferase activity; glucuronosyltransferase activity. The record is from RefSeq and is a predicted model, not a curated record. Bases 319 to 2343 code for a protein of 674 amino acids. NCBI's taxonomy places the organism in Eukaryota, Metazoa, Arthropoda, Insecta, Hymenoptera, Figitidae.
AUUGUCAGUUAAAAGACAGUCACAAUAAAUUUCGAAGCUUCUCAUCAAUUUUUAUUUUUCCUUGGAUUUUUCAAAAGUAUUAAAAAAUAAUUUUCGAUUAAAAACUUUUUUUUGUAAAAAAAUGCUAUAUUAAUUGAAAUUUGUUAAACACACGUGGUUAUGCAGCUGCUCCUGCUUCUCUAAUCGCUUAAGACUAUUCGAUAAUCGACGUUAGAGUUCUUAGUUAUUCGUUAUUACAGCGUAUUACUGCAUCGAACAUCAUAAAUAUAUUAUCGAUAAAUUUUAUUCUACUUUACAAAAUAUAAUUAAUCUGGUAGAAUGAUUCGAUGGAAAGUGGGAUAUUUUUUUGCAGUUUUAGUAUUUUUUAUAAUAUUUUAUUUCUACCUAGUAAUAAAUGUUCCAAAAGUGCAGUAUUCACCAAAAUUGAUUGGAAACUUAGGAUUUAAUAACAAAAUAGGAACACAACGAAUACCUACAUCUGUAGUGAUUGCUGACGAGCCUUUAAUCUGUAGAACGAUACACAUUGCAAUGGUUUGUGCUGGAUAUAAUUCCACCUUCAAUGUAGUAACAACAGUUAAAUCAAUUGUUUUUUAUCGUUCUGUUCCACUGCAUUUUCAUUUUUUAGUAGACGAAAUUUCUAAACGAACACUGAAAGUACUGUUUGAUACAUGGAAUAUACCCAAUGUAUACCACACAUACUACAAAAUUGAAAACUGGGUUCAUCAAGUUUCAUGGAUUCCUAAUAAACACUAUUCUGGAGUAUACGGUCUUUUAAAACUGGUAUUACCGGAAAUUAUACACGAAUCAAAAAUUAUUGUUCUUGAUGCUGAUCUAACUGUACUGAAUGACAUCAGUCUUUUAUGGAAAAGAUUUAAUUAUUUCAACGAAAAUCAAUUGUUAGGCUUAGUUGAAAAUCAGAGUAAUUGGUAUAGAAAAUCAGUUUCUUAUCAAAAUAGACCAUGGCCUGCAUUAAAUAAUGGUUAUAACAGUGGUGUUAUGCUAAUGCAUUUGCAAAGUCUUCGAAAGAAAAAUUUUACACAUUUGUGGGAAACAGUUGCAAAAAAAGUACUGGUAACACUUUCUGAAACAAGCCUUGCAGACCAGGACAUCAUUAACUCUGUAAUAAAAGAAUUUCCAAAUAUUGUAUACACAAUAGACUGCACGUGGAAUAUUCAAUUGAGUGACCAUACUCUCAGCGAAGUAUGCUACUUGAAUAACAACAAACUAAAUAUAAUUCACUGGAAUUCUCCAAAAAAGCAAAAAGUAGGAAAUAAACAAAUUGAAGAAUUCAGAAAAUUGCAUCAAGUGUUUCUAGAAUUGGAUGGAAAUUUGCUUCGCAGAAAGCUUCUAAACUGUAAACAUGAGCCGCCUUUGAUAAAUAGAUCAAGAACGAAUUUGUGCCAUGAAUUUAGAAAAGGUGCGAAUUUAACUUAUCGAACUCAUCUUUUUCUUAUGGAAUAUGAAUACAACUUCUUCUCUCCUUUUGAUAUUGUUUUGGCCACUCAGUGUAGUGCCAGUAGGAUUACAUUUUUGGAAGAAAUAGCAAAAAAUUGGGCAGGUUCAAUAAGUGUAGCACUGUACUUAACAGAUAAUGAAGUUCAAUCAUUUCUUAGAUUCGUGCAAAGUUCUGAAAGUUUACGGACAAGAAGAAAUAUCGCCUAUCAUAUUGUUUAUAAACAUGGAGAAUUUUAUCCUGUGAACCACUUACGAAAUGUAGCAAUGUCUUACAUUUCAACACCAUAUACUUUUCAGAUGGAUAUUGACUUUAUUCCCCAUAUUGGAUUAUUUGAAACAUUAAUAAAAUAUAUACAAAAAUUUAACGUUUCUCAAACAUCAAAGAUUGCCAUUGUUGUGCCUGCAUUUGAAACGCAACGUUACAGGUUCACAUUUCCUGAAAAUAAGGAAAAGUUAAUAUCAGACUUUAAUAAAGGAUUAUUAUACACAUUUCGUUACCAUGUUUGGUCACAAGGACAUGCUGCUACUAAUUACUCGUUUUGGAGAAAAGCUUCUGAGCCUUACGAGGUUCUAUGGCAACCUGAUUAUGAACCUUAUGUAGUGGUUCCAAGUUCAGCACCAAAAUAUGAUACAAGAUUCAUUGGAUUUGGGUGGAAUAAAGUUUCGCAUGUAACGCAUUUAACAGCAAUUGGAUACAAAUAUGUCGUUCUUCCUGAUACCUUUAUUAUACAUCGUCCUCAUGCACCUAGUCAAGACAUUGCGAAAUUUAGAGCCAGCUUUAUUUAUCGAAGAUGUUUGAAGGAACUAAAAGACAGAUUUGUUACUGAACUUAUAGAAAAGUAUGGAUCAAACGCUACAUAUAAUUUAAAAAUGUUAAUCAAAUUAUGAAGACUAAGUCGUGGCCUAAAGUAACAUAAUUUUUUUUAAUUUGGAUUAAAAAAUAAAAGGAGCAAUAAAUUAUAAUUUUGCCUCUGUAAAAAUUUUUGUUUAAAAAUCUGACUACAAUUGAAAGGAACUUGUGGAAUCUGGCACUGAUUUUUAAAGAAGAAGAGAUAUCUAUUUGCAAAACUACACUGGGGUCAAAAAGUUUCAGUACAUUUGUACUGAUUACUUUUAAAUGCUCGCUUCACUUCAAAUUCAAAUAUUUCUGUAAAAAUAGAUGUAAGAGCUAUCAAAGUAGGAUCAUUUUAAAGUUCAAUAAAUUUAGAGUCAAAUAGGCUAAGAUAUAACCAAUUUAAUAGUGUAAAUAUUGAAAAUAUAAUUCUUUAAAGUUAGAGAUUUCUCGUGAAAAAUGCGAUUUUGAAAUCUAGAAUUCAAGCGCACGCCAAUUAAAGAAAUUUUUUUUUUAAGAUUUGAUAGUUGCACAAUAUCAAGUACAAAUUCCAUUCUUUAAUUCUUGACCAAAAUAAUUCACAUAUAUUAAGUAUUUUCUUCAAAUUCUAUAAAAAUAACUUCCCUUGCUCUCGAAAUUUUUCAAAGAAUAUUAAUUGCAAAUUCGUCGUUUUCGUUCACUUGUUUUUUCAAUUAACCACACUUUUGAAAAAUAUGCACCUUUUUUUUAUUGAAAAAUAAAAAAAUGGACACCUAGAAUGAAAAUAAGGAAUAAUGAUAGAGUUAAAAUUUGUAAAAUUAUAAGAAGAGGGAUAAAUUUCAUGUAAAUAACUUAAAUUUCCUAAGAUGAAGAGGUUCUAUAUUUUUCAAAAUCCCUGUAAAAAAAAAGAAUAGACCUUUUCAUUUCAAUUCGGAAGUCGCGAAUGCGUCUGCGCAGCAACCAUGACAGUUCACCAAUUUUAAAAGUUUCGGCCCUGUUCUAUUAACAUGUGUUAAAACUUUACUUUUGCUCAUGUUUUUUUAGAGAAAAGAAAAUGUGUCCGGUGCAAAAUUGGUAUCAAAUUUAAACAUAAAAACACGCAGUUAAAUUUGCAAUUAAAAAUAUCACUGCAAGUGCAGAAAACAGUCAACUAAAAGAAGAAAAAAGAGUUGGUUCCAGAGUGAGGUUAUGUUUACUAUAUAUUGACAUAUUGUUAUUCGCUGAUGAAAUGUGAAAACACAAUAGUUACCUCUUUCACUUUUAUUUAUUGUUUUUAUUAACGUUGCAUGUAGAAAUGCAAAAAAACUAAAAUAAAUUAUUGAUAUUUAAAAAAUAACUUAUUGAUAAAAUAAUUAAUAUAUGCUCCGUCAUUAAUUUUUUCAUUAAAUUUAUUCCAGUAUUUGUUAUAAUUAUUAUACUCCAUUUUUAUGCAACAUAUAAUAAUUUAGAACACUUUUUAUAAUUUUUUUCAUAUCUGAAUAAUGCAAUAGCUGUAAACAGGGCCGAAACUUGAAACGGAAUUUCAAUUCCAUAUAACGCAUGCGCAAAGAAAAUAAUUGAAAUGAAAAGGUCUAUUGGGUGGUCCGGGAUUUCGAAUUGGGAUGUCGUUUCUUGAAUUCGAGAAAACGACUUUUUCGAAUUGGACUGAUUUCUGAAUUCAGAAAUGUAUGGUUCCGCGAUCAACCCAAUUCGACAGAUAUUUUAAAGAUGAAAAUAAAGAGUUUAACACUUCACUGGACAUUGAACAGUAGUUAAUUGAGACGGUGCACGUUAUUCACGUAGGUGAAUACAUUUCUUUAAGCAAUAAUGUUAAUUUUCAAUAAAAUAGAGAGAAUUAAAAAUUUGAUGUGGUCUUUGUUUACAAUAGAAAAAGUUUUCUACUUUUAGGGUUAUUAAAACAGCUUACUUAUCGACAGCUGAGAAGUAUUACGAUAACAAAUCAAAUGAUGAUUUCUAUACGAAAGUAUCAUUUACUUCGGUAAUUGAAUAUUAAUAAAUUAAUUUUAAAUUUUUGUUUUUUAAAUGUAUUUAAAAGUCAACAAGUUUGCUAUGGAAGUUUUAAAUAAGUCUAUUUUACUUUACGAGGAAUUUUUCUUUCAACAUUUUUAGUUUUGUUUCUGAAUAAAUAAUGAAAAGAAAUUUACUUCCGUGAAGGUUUGUUGUUCUAGGACAUUUCGAUUUCAACUUUGGUGCUCAUUUUAGUCUCCAUAAUUUUUUUUAAAUUUGAUUAACAAAACCUUAUUUUUUCAAAAGAAUUUGCUUUACUGUACAGCUUGAUUUGAUUUUUUUAUGUUAAUCAAGAAAUGUAAAAUUAAAUAUAAAUUUCUCUUUAGUUCAAAUGGAGCAAAUUACAAUAAUUGUAUCAUAAAAAUAAAUGAGGCUAAAGCAGAAUUAUUUUUCUUUACUCUUUAUUUCUCUUGUGAAUAUUUACAUUUAGGAAUCAUCUAUAUUAAGUAUAUUUAAGAGAGCAUCAUUGUUGUCAUCGAAAUGUAUUAAAAUAAAAUAUUUUUUUCAUACUGAAUAAAAUUUAUUUUUAUAAAACUUCAGUGUCACAGGAACCAGAAGGAGAAAAUUUAUGAAUUAACAUUUUAUGCAGAAAUUUUUUUUAAAUUUAUAUAUAAACGUUAUUUUAAUU